GUGUGCACUGAAAGCCUGGCACUGACGCUUCCCAGGCAGGCGAGUCCCAACACAGGCAGACAGGUGGGGCUGACCUGACAGGUUCCGGAAGCCGGGGGCAAUGGGGCGGAGCAUAGGUCUGACUUUAGGGUGGCAACAGGUUGGGGGCCCUGCCUCACACUGGGAGGGCCAGCAAGAGGCGUGUUGCUGGUAUCUUCUUCCUGCUACAGCCAACUGGGGUGCAGGCAAUGGAGCCUGCCGGCAGGUGAGACAACCAGGAAGCCAGGCAUGUUCAGAAGCCUCGGGCCUGGGGGCACCCAGGGAAUGGCAGGACCCCUGCGGAGCCGGGUGGAGGAACUGAAGCGGCCCUGGUGGCGGGAGAGCUCACCACUGGUGCUGCAGCACAGUGAGGCAGCUAGGCUGGCAGCUGAUGCCCUCCUGGAGCGGGGUGAGGCUGCUUACCUGCAGGUCAUCUCUGAGGAGCGGGAGCUGCCCUUCCUGAGCGCCCUGGACAUAGACUACAUGACCAGCCAUGCACGCACAGGUCCUGAGCUCAGCGAGCCCCAGGGCCCAGAGGCUUCAGGGCCUGACCGCCUCAGCCUGCUCUCUGAAGUCACCUCAGGCACCUACUUUCCCAUGGCCUCUGAUGUAGACCCUCCAGACCUGGACCUGGGCUGGCCUGAGGUUCCACAGGCCACGGGCUUUAGCCCUACCCAGGCUGUGGUCCACUUCCAGAGGGACAAGACCAAGAACAUCAAGGACUUGCUGCGUUUUCUCUUCAGUCAGGCCCGAAAGGUGGUAGCUGUGGUGAUGGAUGUAUUUACCGACAUGGAGCUUCUAUGUGACCUCAUGGAGACCUCAAGCAGGCGUGGUGUCCCUGUAUACCUCCUCCUGGCUCAGGAGCACCUGAGGCACUUCCUGGAGAUGUGCUACAAGAUGGACCUCAAUGGGGGUCACCUGCCGAACAUGCGUGUGCGGAGCACAUGUGGGGACACGUACUGCAGCAAGGCAGGUCGCCGCUUCACUGGGCAGGCCCUGGAGAAGUUCAUCAUCAUCGACUGUGAGCAGGUGAUCACAGGCAGCUACAGCUUCACUUGGCUUUGCAGCCAGGCCCACACUAGCAUGGUGCUGCAGCUGAGGGGCCGCAUUGUGGAAGACUUUGACCGGGAGUUCCGCUGUCUGUAUGCUGAGUCACGGCCUGUGGAAGGCUUUUGUGGCAAUGAAGAUUCACUGUCUCCCCAAGUACCGCCUCCUCCCCCAGUUGCCCUUGCCUUUGGGCCUGGCAUCCCAAGCCCUACAUCCUCGCCCUCUAGCACCAGUCUCAGCAGUGUCAAGCGCUCACCUCUCAGGGGCCACCCUUCCUACCUUGCUCUACCAGGAGGUGGUGGCUGUAGUGACACAGCUAUGGAGUCCUCACCCCCAGGCCCUUCUCACCGUGAAGGUGGUGACCAGCCUUUCCUACAUCGACAGCUGUCAGACCCUAACCAUAGCUCCCCUCACGUGCCGUAUAGGGCUAACCUGGGCAAGCUGGGGGCAUUCCCAUGGUCCCAAUCCUCCCCUGCCCUCAACCACAGUAGCCCCAGUCCUUUGACCCAGGCAGUGAGGUCACCUCUGCUCCCUCGACCUCGUCCUGUCCUCCACUUUCCCCGGGGAUUCCCAGUUCUGUCCCGGCUCCCAGAGAAUGGGCUUCCAGGAAGCCAGGAGCCUAGUGCCCCAAGAGGUCAGCGGAUACUUGGCGCAGCCUUGGAGAUGACAGAGGAGCAGAAGGCGUCUCUGAGCCAGAGCCAUGGCCAGCUGGACCUUCUAGUCCCAUUCCCUAGAGCCCGAGAGGGAAGUUUUGACCCCGAGGUUACUCCCAACUCAGGCUCCCAUCGGUCAGAUGAGCAGGCUCCAGAGGAAAGGCGGCUGUCCCUGAGCCACAGCUACAGUCAGCUGGAUCUCCUGCCCCAGCCCCAGGGUACCAGAGGUGCCCCUGAGUCAGGUGGCCUCAGACAUGGUGAUGUUACCCUAGAGGACAGGAAGCUGUCUCCAAAUCACAGCCAUGGCCAACUGGACCUCCUGAUACAUGACUCCAAGCCCAAGGGCUCCAGAGGGCCUGCUGAAGCCAACUCCUCAGCUAGAGCUGGCAAGCAGGGUCUAGAUGAGCAAAGAGAGACCCUGGGCCACAGACCGAUGGACUUCAUCACCAAGUUUGGUCCAUUCCAGAGUGAAGGGCCUGGGUCCAAUGGUCUCCCAGGACCAAGCCCUCCUCGAAUUCCUGGAGUAAGCCCUGGAGAUGAAAAACGGCUGACUCUGGGUCACAGCAAACUGGACCUCAUCACCAAGUACCAUCAGCUUCAGGGAGCCAGGCAGGAAUCUGGGCCUGUCCUCUCUGGGGGCCUCACGGGUGGCCAUCAGAACAGCAGUGGCAAUGACCUGUCUGAGAAUGAGAAACGGCUGACUUUGGGCCACAGCAAACUGGACCUUAUCACCAAGUACCAUCAGCUUCAGGGUGCCAGGCAGGAACCUAAGCCUGUCCUCUCUGGGGGCCUCACAGGUGGCCAUCAGAAUGGCAGUGGCAAUGACCUGUCUGAGAAUGAGAAACGGCUGACUUUGGGCCACAGCAAACUGGACCUCAUCACUAAGCACAACAAGUCCAAGUUCAAGCUGCUCCGAAGUCGCUUUGAAUCCUAGUCCUGCUUUCUCCAUUCCAAGAUUCAACUUGCUCAGGUUGCGGACUCCGGAGUGGGAGUAUAAAAAUGGGGAUUCACAGUGAGGGGAGGCAUCUAAAAGUCCAGGUUAGACACUUUCUGGACUCAAGAUUCUCAAAAUACACAGAUACACAUUCACACGCAUGCACACACACAGAGUAAAGGGAAAUCAGAAUUACUGAGUACCUAUUGUAUGUCUCUGUGCCACACUUCAGACUAAUUACUCUUCUCUUCCAUCAUACACACAACAUCCUAAAAGACGGAUUUCCUUUGGUACAUAGUUACAGGGUGACAGAUAAUAUCUUCUCUUUUUACAAAUGUGUAAGCUGAGGCCCAGGUAGUUUGGAUGGCCUAAUUGGAUGUGGGUCAAAAUAAAUGAUGAAGUAAAAACGUCUGCCAGACCUGUGUCCACUGGUUUGGUUUUAAAGACUGUGAUUUUCAUACACGUGGCACAUAGUAUCUAUAGUUCAUAUGUCUCAUUCACACAAAAUACAAACAGGACAGAAGUCCCCAAAUGCCCACACACAGUAUACUGACGGAGUAUGGUGAACACUCGUAUAUUGUACACCCAGCAGCAUACAGUAAGUACACAUAGGUCACUGUGAUAAGUCUAAACACUUGAUAAUUUAGUUGAGUUUACUGAAUAAAUGUCAUUCAGAAAAAUGAUUACACAAAAUACACGCCGGUAGUGUACACUACAGAUCCCCUCACUAUACACAAACUGCAAACAUUAACAUGACUCAAAACAUAAACACACACACACACCCUAACUACUAUCUGCUUAUACUUAAACUGUGCCACCAGUCUUUUACCGUACAUGCCCUGGGUUGACAGAUAAAUCAAACCCAGACUCUGGAGAAUGAGGAUUAAAUGUGUAUGCCACAGGGAGGAAGAUACGGCUGUGUCAAAUGAAAAGCUAAUCAGAGGAUAAGUCAUGGAGACGCUGGAGAAGAUUCCUUAGAAAAGUCAGGCCUUAAAUGGCAGCGAGGUUUCAGAAACACGGAGGAGAAAAAUUCUUAAUAGAGCAAGUCACAUGAAGGAGGACCAAGAAAGGAAUGACAGGUCUGAGAACAAAUAGAGCCUGUAGAUAUUCAGAUACAUGCAUACAUACAUCGUGUUGCCCAGGGCCUCUUACAGCAGGCUGGAAUAAAUUGUGUACCACCUGUUUGGAAGGCAGCAUGUGAUACAAAUGAAUAAAGACAGACAUGGCUAGAACCAGAUAUGACAGUUUGUUGUGUCUUAAAAAAUACCAGGUUAUGGUCCUGAGCUCAAUUCCCCGUACAAAAAUAAAUGAAGUUAGGGGCUGGGGAUUUAGCUCAGUGGCAUAAGCGUCUGCCUUGCAAGCAGGCAGUUGUGAGUUAGAUCCCUGGUACCGGUAAAAAGGAAAAAGACAAAAUAAAUAAAUAAAUAAAUGAAGUUAUAAACAGAAAGCAAAACAAAAAACAACAGAGAACAUUCCAGAGAACCUUCAGAGAUCAGUAAGUUGGGUAGUGGGCCUGUACUGCACGUGACACACGCACACAUCAAUACCAUCAUCCAUCAUCAUUUUGCUAAGGGGAGCUUCAAACAGCCAGUAACAAAUUGUGGGUCUUUUUCCUGUGCUCCUCAUAGUCAUGGGCAGAUCAAGCAGCAGCCUGGCAUGUCCUAAGAAACACUUUAUGGAAACGCGAGUUAGGGAUGGGAAAAGGACAUCAUUCAGGCUGAUUUUGGGGGCAGAGGGUCCACUGCAGGAGAGUGGAUGCUCCAAAGAGGGUUUUAGGCAGGGGGCGCCAAAGCCCUCACUGUGCCAUUCUGAGAUUCUGGGACUUUUCUAGAUUCUACCUACCAAAUGCAGGCUAAGUUCAUCCUGUCCAGGAGAGCAAGGUCUCUGGCCAACACCACCCUCUCCAGGAAGAAGGUGGCUGCUGAGUGAGUGAUAGAACAUGCGUGAAAGGCAUACGGGGAAGCAUGCCGGCCCCCCACAUCCUCGCCCAACCUGGACCCCUGCCUCUUCAAUCUGAACCUAAUCCAUUCAUCCUCAGUCUUCAGCCUG
Messenger RNA from Cavia porcellus (domestic guinea pig), 4701 nucleotides. It is a transcript of the gene Sack1c, whose product is annotated as family with sequence similarity 83 member C. NCBI's taxonomy places the organism in Eukaryota, Metazoa, Chordata, Mammalia, Rodentia, Caviidae. Gene Ontology annotation, molecular function: protein kinase binding. Gene Ontology annotation, biological process: epidermal growth factor receptor signaling pathway. The record is from RefSeq and is a predicted model, not a curated record. The coding region runs from base 268 to 2652 and encodes 794 amino acids. The transcript has 4 exons.